GUCAGCUGGUAAAAAGAAAGAGAGGAGAGGAUACAAGACCAAAGAAGUAGAUAAGAAGAGGGACAAGGACCAAGCUGCAAACCAGGAAAGAGGGACAGAGUACUAAUGCUGGUCAUCUUUUUACUGAGCAUUAACGUGGGAAGACACUGAACUCAAAACUUACAAAAAGGGGAGUUAUCGAAUUCAGUUAAUUAAUACAAGAGUAACUAAUUCUGGAAUUUACCCCUGUUGAAGAGACAAAAAACUCUGCCAUCUGAGUUACCUUUCUCGUGGUAACAGCAACUGUGGGAUUUACCGGGUGAACACCUGACCUUCGGCAUCAAGAUGAGGCUUUUCAACCCAAUCCUUCUUCUUCUACUGCUACUGUCGAUGUCGAUGUUGCUGUCGGCGAGACCACAAAGAAAAGUUACCCUGAAUAUGCGCAGAAAAUUCCGACGACACCAUUGUCCGCACAAUCGGUGCCUACCACUGCAUUCACGUGUGCCGUUCCCCUGAGGUGACACUUCUGGAAAAAAAAGAGACAAUCUGUGGAAAGCGAACUUCUAGAAACAAUGGAAUAUCGAGACCCACUGUCACACUCGGCUUCUAGGAAAUCCUGUGCUGAGAGGAGAUAUGCCAAGAAGCUGCACUGCUGUGUGUCUGUCUCAGUCUCUCAAAUGUCUGUUUCUACUGAUAAUGAUCCUUUGCCACCAUCUGUAUCGAGCUGUACUCUCAUAUAAGUAUACAGUGUUCUUAAGCUGUCAUUACUCAUAGCUGCUGUAAAUACUUUUAAACAUGAGAAUGACAUUUUGUAAAGUAUUAUUUGAAAUGUGUUUAUUUGUUAGUCCUGCACUUCAAAUGUUUUAUUAAUGAAUAUUAAAUAGUGUGUAUACUGAAGUCUGAACUUUGUGAAAACGAAAUGUUUCCUUCUUUAAGCUUCUCAUAGUUCAAACAUCAACAACAUCUGUAAGCCGAAUUUGUGUGGUAAUCAAAGCCUUAGCAUGUGAUAGGAUGUAGAGCACAGUAUCAGCAGAGUAAAAUAAUGUGUUCGUUAGUGACUCCAUGGGGGGUGGCACAGAGAGACUGUCAGUCAUGUACUAGAACGUGUAUUUGGGUCCGGCUGCUGCCUGUCCUGAGUCUUAGGCUCUGGAGGUGCUCUGAGUUCUCCAUUGAUGUCCUCUGCUGAUUGCAGUGCUAAGGCUCACUGAUGGCCUCUUGGAGCAGUAAACGGUGCUUAGACUUAGAAAAACUUGAAUGAUACACAAGAAUUAGCUUUCAAACGUUUCUACGUUUCCCCACUUCCAACUCAGGAGAAAGUGUGGUAGUCUUACUGCAACCUCCUCAGAGAGUCAUCCAGUCCAGGUCCAUGUAAACCCUUAAACCAUUCUUUUUUUUUUUUUAUUAUUUGAUCAUUUAUAGCUAAUUAUUUUUGGACCAUUUUGGGUCCAAAAAGAAUUAGCUAUAAAUGAUCAAAUUGUGCUACAUCAUUGAAAAAUGCAUGUCUACAAAUGGGGACCAUGUGCACCAAUAGAACAAGGUUAUUGUGUCCAUUGGCCAAUAAAAAACGGAUAUGAUUGAGACACAUUAGCUCAAUCUGUCAUGAUGAAUCACUCACUUCACGUAUAGCACAACACAUUGUUCCUGCUGCUGCUUAGCUUGGCUUAUUAGAUAGCUAGCCUACUGGCGAGCAUGGCGAAAUAUUUGAGUCAGUCCACAUCAAGUCACGCUAAGAUUGGUUUUAUUGAGAACAGCAACAGGAGACCUAAAUACGUCAUGUGGCUUCAGGUGCUGGCAAGGGAAGCAUGAAAUCAGCCAGGCUAUAGCGACAUCUACAAAGCACCCAAAUUAUUAUUGUGUUCUUCACUAUAAAUAAGUAUGGUAUAUUUAGGUCGAAAAGUUUUAGAAUACAAAUAGUUCCAAUGACACAAAGUACAAAUGGCAGUAAGCAUAUGCUUAAUCUGUGUUAUGAGGGUGGUCCUUGGAACAUUUUCUACCCUGUAAUCAGUCCCUGGCCCCAAAAAGUUUAAGAACCCCCGCAUUAAACUAUUUGAAGGACUUAAAGAGAAACUUUUAUUUUUCAACGCUAUUUUCGAUCUUUUUGGGUAACAUUUUUGACUAGGAACAAAAUCUAUAAAAAUUGGCCCAGUAUUGAGUUAAAAACCGCAACAGGCUAAACAAUGGAAUCCUAUGGAACAACAUGCAAGCAUCAAAGUGCUUGUUUUAGUCAACAGGCUCGUAAAUAUUAUCAUAAGGGUCUGACAACAUGUAAAGGAUCCCCAUAGAGACAUAACUGUGUCUGUUUACAUCAACAACUGUAAAAAAAAAAAAAUUUAAAAAAAAAAUGUAGAAAAUGACUUCGUACAGUCAGUGCUUUAACUCAAGCUUCUUACGGUCUCUGACGUUGCACCCCAUUCAUUACCCGUAGUCGACUGGCCUACCGUGUGUUGCUGGAGUGAGUUCUCAGAGUAGAGUGCACUUCGACAAUCGAAGAUAAAAUAACAUUUACGAGUCUGUCAGUGUUUACAACAAGCGGUUUACUUUGACGUGCAUGCUUUCUCCAUAGGCUUCCAUUGCAUAACCGUUUUGCAGUUGUCAGUUUAAGCGUUUCAACAAAAUACUGGACCGAUUAUGAUGGUUUCUGUCCCUAGUAAAAGUUUGGACCCAAAAGAUCUAAAAAAAAUAAAUAAAAUAGGACCCAGGUUGAAAAAUCCUAAAGUUUCCCU
Messenger RNA from Clupea harengus (Atlantic herring), 2702 nucleotides. RefSeq names its product apelin receptor early endogenous ligand (gene apela). NCBI's taxonomy places the organism in Eukaryota, Metazoa, Chordata, Actinopteri, Clupeiformes, Clupeidae. Gene Ontology annotation, molecular function: apelin receptor binding. The record is from RefSeq and is a predicted model, not a curated record. Gene Ontology annotation, biological process: heart development; apelin receptor signaling pathway.